Molecule: messenger RNA, 1401 nt
Organism: Entamoeba dispar SAW760
Lineage: Eukaryota; Evosea; Mastigamoebida; Endamoebidae
Product: cullin-1, putative
Exons: 1
Coding region: 1-1401 (466 amino acids)
Biological process (GO): ubiquitin-dependent protein catabolic process; protein ubiquitination
Cellular component (GO): cullin-RING ubiquitin ligase complex
Molecular function (GO): ubiquitin protein ligase binding
Source: RefSeq, a predicted model, not a curated record
AUGAAUUUACAAACACCUUCUCAAAUGUUUCAAACGUUAUCGUCAUUUUGUGACACCAUUCUAUCCAAUCAACCAUAUGAUUCAAAAACUCACAUGGACAUGUAUUCUACAAGCAUAUUAUAUUCACAACAGUCUCAAGGAAAUGCACAAAAAUUAUUUCAAUUAAUUCAUCAAAAAUGUGUAAUGAAAUUAAAAAUAUUGUUAAAAGAAACACAAAAAAUAAAUUCAAAGAUAGAUUUCUUACGAUUUUAUAUUACAAACUACAAGUUAUAUUUUAUUGCAUGUCAAAAAAUCUCACAUGUAUUUUCUUAUUUAGAUCGUUUUUUUAUCAAACAACAAAAAGCUAUUAACGGAGAAUAUUCAGAGCCCGUAUUUAAACAUUGUAUGUCAUUAUUUUGGUGUGAUUUUCUUAGAGCCAAUUCAACAAGUAUUGUUAAAAGUACAAUGAAUUUAUUAUUAGCAGAAAGAAUUGAUAAUAAUACACAAAAUAGAGAAUUAAUUAAUGGAAUAAUGUCAUUAUUUUUGUCUUUUUCUAAUUCAGAAAUAGUUACUAUUUCAUUAAUAAAUUUAAAUAUUUAUGACAGCUAUUAUCAAUCAGAGUAUAUUAAAGCUGCUGAGUCAUAUUAUGAAGACUUAAAUAAUUAUUUUAAAAAUUAUGGUAUUACUGAAUUUUUAGAAAAAACAAUUGAAAUUACUGAAUUAGAAAGACAAAGAUCUCAACUUUAUGUUGCUGCAAAUGUUCAAAGAGAAUUUGGAGAAUUUUUACAAAAACGAUUUAUUUCAGAACAAUGUAAUUUUAUUAUUGAAAAAAUGGAAAGUUUAUUAAAAACAAGAGAAAAAAGUGACUUAAAAAAAUGUUUUACAGUUCUAAAAGAUGGAGAACAAAUUGAUUCAGCUAUUUCAGUAUUUGAAAAGUAUUGUAAAGAAAUUGGAAUGGAAAAAGUAAAAUACAUUAUGUCAAUUCAACAAGCAUUUGAAGUUAUUAAAAUAAUUAUUGAAUAUUAUGAAGAUAUUAUUAAUUUAAUUCAAGAAUGUUUUGGAAAUCAUCCAUCAUUUAAUGCAGGAUUUGGAAGAGCAUUUAGAGAAGUAAUUAAUAGCAAUGUUAAAAUUGCAAAUGGUGAAGAAAUGGAAAUAUUAAUUCCAGAGUAUUUAGCUAAAUAUUCUGAUAUUAUUGUAAAGAAAUGUGUUGGUGUAGAUGAGCUAAAUAAUAAAUUAGAUCAAAUCUUUUGUAUUUAUGACUUUAUUGAAAACAAAGAUAUAUUUGAAAAUUAUUAUAUUAAAACUAUUGCUAAAAGAAUGUUACUUCGUGGAAAUAAUGAAGACUUAUCUCAAGAAAAUAUCGUUUUUGAUAGACAUAGAGUUAAAUUUUCUUCUUCGUUUUCAUAUAAGAUACAAAAAUGA